GUGUGUGUGUGAUUGUGAAAGUGAAAGAAAAAAAAAAUGAACCCCCAUAGUCUGUUUGCUUCGGCAGCCAUUAACAUAGGCUUGGCCUUAGUGACUCUCACCCUCUUCUCCAUCUUCAAGAAACAGCCCUCAUUCGCUCCCAUAUUCUACGCUCGUCGCCUCUCCAAUGGCCAACAGAUUCACUUCCAUGAUCAAACCUUCUCUUUCCGUCGCUUCCUCCCUUCUGUCUCCUGGAUUCCUCGCGCUUUUCGCGUCACUGAAGAUGAAAUUCUUGACUCCAGUGGCCUUGACGCUCUUGUCAUCAUCAGACUCUUCAAGUUCGGUAUCAAAUUUUUUGUUGUAUGCUCUCUUGUGGGGUUGGUGGUACUUCUCCCAGUAAAUUAUAAUGGCCAGGAUGUACCAUACCAGAGCUAUCACUCCUUGGAUUCUUUUACAAUAUCUAACAUUACUCCUGGUUCUAACAGGCUUUGGGUGCAUUUUUCAUGCUUGUGGAUUUUAUCUUUCUACGGCUUAUACCUACUAUAUCAGGAAUAUGAUGAAAUUUUGGUUAAAAGGAUUCAACAACUUCAGAAGAUUAGGCAUCGACCUGACCUGUUUACUAUUCUUGUUCGGGAAAUUCCGAUUUGCUCAGAACACAAGGCUCGUGGUUGUUCUGUUGAUCACUUCUUCUCUAAACAUUAUCCAUACAGUUAUCAUUCUUAUCAAAUGGUAUACAAAGAAAAAGAUCUUGAAGUGUUGUUGAGCCAGGCAGAAUCUAUUGCAAGAAAGAUAGAGGACUUGAGAGAGAGGCCCACAGCUAACAAAAAUAAGAGAGAAACUUUGCUCUUGGAUGGAUCUAGAGAAGAUGCUGUGAAGAUAUCCUUGCACGAGGACAGCCUUCAAGUAUUUUGUGAAAAGAUACGCCAAUUACAGCAUGAAAUUGUGAUCAAGCAAAAGGAGCUACCUGUUGCCUUCGUUAUAUUCAAGUCUCGUUGUGGUGCUGCACUAGCCGCUCAAUCUCAGCAGCACUCACAUCCACUUCUAUGGAUCACGGAAAUGGCUCCAGAACCAAGGGAUGUAUCAUGGAGGACUUUGGCAAUUCCAUAUAGAAUACUUCCACUUUACAAAAUUGGAGUUGUUCUUGCAGCAUCACUUCUUACAAUUUUCUUUGCCAUCCCAGUCACUGCUGUUCAAGGAAUUGCCAAAUAUGAGAAACUGAAGAAAUGGUUUCCUCCAGUCAUGGCUGUAGAAUUAAUACCAGGAUUAAGCUCUGUCAUGACAGGGUAUCUUCCUAGUGUCAUUCUUAAAGGAUUUAUAUACAUUGUCCCCUUUGCAAUGUUUGGGAUGGCUAAAUUACCUGGUUGUAUCUCAAAGAGCAAGGAGGAGAUUAAAGCUUGCAACAUGGUCUUCUAUUUUCUAGUGGGAAAUGUUUUCUUUUUGAGUGUGUUAUCAGGAUCAUUACUUGAUGAAAUUGGAGAAUCUUUUUCUCACCCAAAGAAUUUUCCUAGUCAUCUGGCUAGUGCUGUCUCUGCUCAAGCAGAUUUCUUCAUGACAUACAUCCUAACAGAUGGGCUUUCAGGGUUUUCUUUGGAGAUUCUUCUGCCUGGCUUACUCUUUUGGGAUGUUAUAAAGUCACACACAGUUGGCCGUGGGACAGAGAAAGAUCCUUAUCUUUAUUCACUACCCUACUUUAGAAUUAUUCCUAUGGUGUCCUUGUCAGUACUGAUUGGUACAGUAUACGCGGUUGUCACACCAUUGUUGCUUCCAUUUCUUAUUGGCUACUUCUGUCUUGGCUAUCUUGUUUUUAUCAACCAGAUUCAAGAUGUAUAUGCAAUUGUGUACGAGACAUGUGGACAAUACUGGCCAUACAUUCAUCACUAUAUUCUUGUUGCAAUUGUUCUCAUGCAAAUUACCAUGAUUGGUCUUUUUGGACUCAAGUCUAUGCCAGCUGCUUCCAUAUCAAUAAUUCCACUGCUCUUGCUCACUUUGAUGUUUAAUGAGUACUGCAAGAAACGUUUUCUCCCCACAUUCCAUCAUUACUCUAUCCAGAAUGCUGUUGAACAUGAUGAAUUAGAUGCGAAGAGCAGUCAAAUGGAAGUUAACCAUGAGGAUGUGAUUAAUGCAUAUUGUUCACCCUGUUUGCGGCCUGUAAACUUCCUCACAUCAGAAUCGAGUUCAACACAACCAUUGGUUUGCUCAUCAUCACUUUAAUUCUAGCUUUUUCAUUUC
Quercus lobata is the source of this 2208-nucleotide messenger RNA. Its product is annotated as Early-responsive to dehydration stress protein (ERD4). The record is from RefSeq and is a predicted model, not a curated record. The transcript is spliced from 10 exons. Gene Ontology annotation, cellular component: plasma membrane. Bases 37 to 2190 code for a protein of 717 amino acids. Gene Ontology annotation, molecular function: calcium-activated cation channel activity. Lineage: Eukaryota; Viridiplantae; Streptophyta; Magnoliopsida; Fagales; Fagaceae.